AUGACCUAUCCCCAUCACUCCGGGUCGCCCUCGGACCCGUUGCAUCGCCGCCUACCGGCUGGCAAUGCACCACAUUCGCCCCUGCAAGAGUACCUCAACGUCGGUGGCUAUCAAGGCGGUUCGCAGGGCUUUGGUUACGACUAUGACAGUUCCCAGGCCAGCACUUCGCCUUCCCGCCGCCCUGUCCCGUACCCCAGCCCCAACUUGCAAGGUCGUCAACAUCUCAACAUUGGGGUCCCCCAUUCUCACGACCACAUUCCGACUUCUGGCAUGACGCCGUCGAUCACAUUCGGCAUGCACGGCGGCUCGCAGCAGCAGCAACUCCAGUUUUUCCCCAACGGCAUGGUUGAUGGAAGCUCGGAACCGAGUAGCACCCUCGGUGAGAGUGGAAGUCCCUUUUCCUCGUUCCACCAGGACGGGCUGCCUGGUGGUUCUGUGUACCUAGUCCCGCCAGUGGACUGGAGUCCCAACCAGGCGUCCACAGGAAACUCGGCUCAGCAGCAGGCUUCCACAGGGCCCGCCAAGGGGGCCAAGGGCAACCCCAACAAAGUUCCCCGGCACCAAUUCACCGCUUGUGGAGCUUGUCGCCAUCGUCGUGUCAAGUGCGACCUUCGUGCCCGCCAGGAGGAGGCCGAGCGCGAGGCCUUUUUGGAUGAUGCUCAGAAUGGCAACACCGGAUCAUUACGACAUCGCCGGGCCAGCUGCACCAACUGCCAAGAGCGUGGGACCAACUGCGUCGACGAAUAUGCCCCGCUAAAGGCUGCCAAGCAGCUCCGCCGCGGCAAGCGGAUCUCGGAGAUUGAGAUGCUCUACGGCAAGUCCGCCACGGACGCUGCACUCGCGUCACAAGGCGAUGAGGGCGAGCGCUCUCUCAGCCCCGGCGGACGCAAGAUGGAUCGCAUUCCAGAACUAACUCGCGAGUUUUUCGACUCGCAGUUUUUCCGCCGCUUCAUCCUCCAGCGGCCCAUCGUUGACUCGCUGGACUUUGUGACGGUCUACCUCUCCAAACCCAUACCUUGUGCUGCGGCGAUGGGUUCAGUGGGUGCCGUUCUCUGCCACUGUCUUUACGCAUGGGGACUCUCAUACGGUGUCGACGAACGCGGCCAGCUCGACGUGGCGGAAGCAGGCGGUGAGACCGUUGGUCCUCUCAACCUCCUGAGUGCCAGCGAGUCCGAGGCUCGGCGUGAGCGAGACCGCCAGAGACGUAAGGAAAAGUUCAACGGAGUCGUUCGAACUAUUCUUCGCGAAAUCGACGAGUACGGCAUUCUCCGCAGACCGUCUUGGGACGGCAUCCGCGCUGUCCUCCUUAUCCUCCCUCUCACCGAAGGUAUCUCGACUCCCGUUGAACGCCAGGCACUAUACCAGUCGGCUCUGUCCCAGGUUCAGCUCCUCUGCACCAAUGACAGCUUUGGUUACGACGGCCUCCCCGUGACGCUUCCGCUCAGCCCGUCUCUCAACUCGAAUCCAAACAAGGCCGAGUCUAUUCGUCUCACCCAGCUCCGCAUCUUCUGGUAUGCCUUUGUCCACGAGAGCAUCACCGUCGGCCUCCGCGGUGGCAAGCUCUGUCUGGAGGACGAGAACGACCUGUCGUUCCUGGAACAGGCGCUCGACAAGCAACCCACCACUCAGUCACCAGGACACUUGCAUAUUUCGUCCGCUAUGGUGGCAGCACCAGUACGGUUUGCUCUCGCAUGUCGCCGUAUCCACGCCGUUCUCUCUGGCGCCAAGGCUCGUAAGCGCGAUCUACCUGAUGUCGAGCAGCUACAUUCCAUUUGGGAAUCGCUCGACCAGUCUUGGGAGGAGUUUGACAACCUCAAGAACGAGCCUUCUGCCACUCCUUAUCGGGAGCACGACGAGGUCGCCAGCUUCGCUGAUGGAUGGAAAAUGAGCGUCUUCGAGGCCCAGAACGCCAUCCUCAGACAACUAGAAGAGCGACUCGAGCGCUUACAAGCCAAGAGUACAAGAAUCGACUCCAGCUCACUACCUCCCUCGCCGCGCUCAAACGACUUGGUAACCGACCUCAACCAACUCCGCCAUCUCCAUGAACUCGCUCGCACUCGCUGUGAGAUAAAGAUGUCACGAGUAAUGGACAUUAUCCGUGGUCAUCUUGGCGCACAGAUGUUUGAGUGGGACGCCAGCCUCGUGCGCGAUGGCACCUACCAGGCGGCGAUGAUGCUUGUCGCAACAGGUGGUAGCGACGACGACGUCAGUGUAUGUCUGCAGGCGCUCAACGAGAGUCGCUGGGCCCAUUCCAAGUCAUGGGAGCGCUCGCAAGACCUUCGCAAGGCUUGGUAUGCGAAACGCUCAAAUGCCGGGUCGCCCAUGGGCGACGCCAAGCACAGUCUGCCCGACACCUGUGAGAACAGUUCGGCACCCAAGUCGCGCAACGACUCGCCGUUCACGUCCCCGGCUUUCGACUCGUUCUCGCACAUCAUGCCUUCCCAGCCCUCUUCUGCGCCUCCUGGUUGGGUCCCACCCGGGCCGCAGAGCUACCACGAUGCGCUGGUCCAGCGGAGCAAGAGCGACACGUCUGCCUUCGGCGCGUACCACUCGCGCGGGAUGAUGGACUCUGUCAAGCAAGAGUUCAGCCCCGAUGGCCUGCCACCCGACGGGUACUUCCAGCCAACGGACGGACAUAUGUUCCCGUUCGGCAACCACCACAUGUCCUAA
Messenger RNA from Cutaneotrichosporon cavernicola, 2670 nucleotides. RefSeq lists its product as uncharacterized. Gene Ontology annotation, molecular function: DNA-binding transcription factor activity, RNA polymerase II-specific; zinc ion binding. Lineage: Eukaryota; Fungi; Basidiomycota; Tremellomycetes; Trichosporonales; Trichosporonaceae. Gene Ontology annotation, biological process: regulation of DNA-templated transcription. The transcript is spliced from 7 exons. The record is from RefSeq and is a predicted model, not a curated record. Bases 1 to 2670 code for a protein of 889 amino acids.